AUGCCUAAGCGCAAUAACAGACUCGUCGGGGCCCAUUCGGAGGGUGCGACAUCAAUCAAUGAGGUCAGCGCGAACACACAGACAAGCAAUGAGAAAGCGAGACCGCAAUCCGGUCCAUGGAACAGCUCACAGAAAGAGUCACUCUCCUCCGGUGCUUGUUUGAUCUCCAAGAUUAGGAGAGGCAAGGUCAAGCUACUCUCGAAGUUGGGGCUAUGGAACUCCGGCGACACAGAAGAGACUGACACCACAUCGAGCAGUCCCCUUGACCUCAAUAGCUUAUGCUCUACCACCGCGUCUCAACGAGAUGCUGACGACGAACGUACCGACAACGUCUCAAAUUGCUUCUGCCCAUCGUCAAACGAUUUCCCAACCACGAUUGAGUUUCAUCAACAGCCCAUCUCGACGCCAGGCGCGGACAGCUUGGUCUCGGAGAGUUUUGAGUUGGCGCAAGUGGCUUUCGAGAAUGAGUUCUACAUGCAUUCCAAUGUCGAUCGACCGAGUCGUAUACCGGUUUUGGCUCGUCGGUUAUCGCAGAAGUUGUCUAUAUUCGGACCGUCGACUGUUAUUCGCCGUACAAAGACCAAAGCAAGGCCAGGAAGUCAUGUUUAUAGUGAUGAUGCAACGGACAUCAAAUCUCAUCGUUGGUUUCUCGAUCAUUCCUGGAACGAUAUGCUUCUUCGUCGGCCGCCUUAUGUACCGGAGGAACGGUGCUGGGAAGACAUCAGGCUCACUGAUACAAACCCGGGCAACAUCCAAGAGAAGCAGCAAUCAAAUGAUGUUCAUUCACCCCCCGUGCCCGAUCCAUUGACACCGGAAUACCAGAACAUGCUCGAGCAAGAAGCUUUCAAGCAAGAAAUCGAUAACCACGUAAGCAAAAAGCGAAAACACAAGGAGAGGAAACGAGCGCGCGACAAAAUUCUCCGCGAUGCAGUUGCAGGACCUACGGCGCUGGAUGUUAGAACGAAAGGUGCUUUUGUGGGUUAUACCUGGCGUCGACCGAAAUCCGUCAGGGAUGUUCUCGAGAUAGAGCGUGGGAGGAGUUUGGUCUGGUGA
This is a messenger RNA of Talaromyces amestolkiae, 1053 nucleotides long. RefSeq lists its product as uncharacterized. The transcript has 3 exons. NCBI's taxonomy places the organism in Eukaryota, Fungi, Ascomycota, Eurotiomycetes, Eurotiales, Trichocomaceae. The record is from RefSeq and is a predicted model, not a curated record. Bases 1 to 1053 code for a protein of 350 amino acids.